Gavialis gangeticus (Gharial) is the source of this 2812-nucleotide messenger RNA. It is a transcript of the gene DHDDS, whose product is annotated as dehydrodolichyl diphosphate synthase subunit. Gene Ontology annotation, biological process: polyprenol biosynthetic process. The coding region runs from base 150 to 1157 and encodes 335 amino acids. Gene Ontology annotation, molecular function: ditrans,polycis-polyprenyl diphosphate synthase [(2E,6E)-farnesyl diphosphate specific] activity. NCBI's taxonomy places the organism in Eukaryota, Metazoa, Chordata, Crocodylia, Gavialidae. The record is from RefSeq and is a predicted model, not a curated record. Gene Ontology annotation, cellular component: endoplasmic reticulum; dehydrodolichyl diphosphate synthase complex. The transcript has 9 exons.
GACGCAUGCGGAAGGACACGUCACUCUGCGGGACUCACAGGCCGCGGCGGAGCAGAAGGUGACUGCUGCUUCAGGUUCAGACAGAAUCUUCUGUAUACUUUGCCAUUCUUCUCAUUUCCAUCUCAAAGAAAAAAUCUGUCCCUAAGACUAUGUCGUGGAUCAGGGAAGGAGAGCUGAUCCUUGUAGAGAGGUUUUUUGCCAAUAUCAUAAAGGCAGGUCCAAUGCCCAGGCAUAUUGCUUUCAUCAUGGAUGGCAAUCGCCGUUAUGCUCAGAAGUGCCACGUGCAGAGACAGCAGGGGCAUUCGCAUGGCUUCGACAAACUAGCAGAGACACUGCGAUGGUGCUGGCAUCUGGGUAUCCGGGAGGUCACUGUCUAUGCGUUCAGCAUUGAGAAUUUUAAACGUACCAAGGAAGAGGUAGAUGGACUGAUGGAACUGGCAAGACAAAAAUUCAUUCGCCUGCUGGAAGAACGGGACAACUUGAAGAAGCACGGUGUGUGUAUCCGAGUCAUUGGGGACCUGCCGCUUCUGCCACUGGAUCUUCAGGCAUUGAUGGCCAAGGCUGUGUUGGCAACCAAGAACUACAACAAGUGUUUUGUGAAUGUCUGCUUUGCAUACACAUCAAGACAUGAGAUCAGCAAUGCAGUGAGAGAGAUGGCCUGGGGUGUGGAACAAGGACUACUGGAGCCCAGUGAUGUCUCAGAGUCAUUGCUUGAUAAGUGUCUCUACACGAGCAACUCCCCUGACCCAGACCUCCUGAUUCGAACCUCUGGGGAAGUCCGGCUUAGUGACUUCUUGCUCUGGCAGGCAACCCAUUCAUGCCUGGCAUUUCAGCCAGUAUUGUGGCCAGAAUAUACCUUCUGGAGCUUGUUUGAGGCUAUCCUUCAGUUCCAGAUGAACUACAGUGCCUUAAAGAAAGCCAGAGACUUGUACAUAGAGGAAAAGACACGGCAGCAGCUGGAAAGGGACCAGGCUUAUGUGACAAAGGAGCUGCAACAGGAAGGGGCUGCAUCCCGUGGAGAUCCUCGGCGCCGACGAAUCCUCUUGCAGAAACACACUGCCCUGCGGGAAGAGAGGAUCCAGGGUUUUCUGGAGGCUCUAGAACACAAAAAAAUGGACGUCCUUAAAAGACUGUGUACAGUGACAGUGUCUGCAUGAUCUACAUGUUGGGCAGACCUUGUGAGAGGGAAUGGCAACAAGGUUAGCAGUAACCCACUUACCACCCAGAGGAUGUGGUUCCACCAUGGUCAUGUAGGACUGUUUCAAUAUUUUACAACCCCAGUGGCACUUCCUAAAGUGCAAGAAGCAGAGUACUAUGAAGUGUUCUUGCUCUCUGGAUGCCACUGAGGAAGGUAGCAUGUCUAGAUGUCUUCCCUCCCUGCCACUAAAGAUGGAGAAAGGAAUACAUGCCAGGCUAUAUUGUUUCUGCUGCCUAGCACUUUGCAGCUCUGGGCAUUUUUGUGAUGAAGAUGGCUAAACCUAAUUUCCAACUCUGUUAGCCCCCAUCAUGAAUUGGCUGAGGUAGAGCAGUUUUUUGGUUUGGUUCUUUUUUGUGAAACCUGCCCUGGGCCUUUGUGUCAACUGCUUAUGCCACUUUGCAAUGGCAGAUCUUUCUGUGAAACAUCCAUCUAGUUAGUAACAAUAUAGAUGAACAGCUCUUUAAAUGAGAUGUGCUAUUCCUAUUCUGGGUAGAGAACAUAAUUUACAACAUAGAAGAGGAACAUGCCAAGUUAUGGGAAAGAUCAUCCAAAAGCCAGUUCCUUGUCAUUUUUUUCCUUUAUUUCCCCUCCUUGCAUUUUUGCCAGUUCUUGAUAUACUCGCUACCAGUUUCUGAAAAGCUGUAGCAGGAUGUAGGUUGCCACAACCGUAUUGCAAAGAGGAAAAUAAGCAGCACCUUGAUUCACAUUCUUGUUCCACCAUCCUCUCAGCAGUGCCUAAGCAAGCAAGGGUUCAUCUUGGGCACAAUGCUGUUUUUGGAGGAGGUUGGGAUAAGGGUCAGGGGUAGGGGAGGGCGAGACUGGCUAGGAAUCUGAUCUGUAACAAAAGAAAAUUGUUGCAGAGAGAAUGUCUCUAAAGGCAGAGAGAUGCUUAUCAUACACUAAAUCAUUUAAAAAUAUUUCCAUUCAGCUCCUGAGAGCAAACACAGCCUCAGGUCACGAUGCUUUUGGUUCAAGAGAGCAGUCCCCGAAACCACCUCAGUUUAGAGGUGAUGUACUAAAUUUCAGCAGAGAUGUUUUGGGUGGCUGAGAAGUAGUCUGAUAAGGGCUAGACUCUGUUUGAUACUACAUUACCUGUUUUCUCAUCUCCUCUGGCAGGGAGAUGCAUGAGCUUACCUCCUGGUUUUUUUCCAUCUCUAAUUUCUGUGCUUUUCUACAGACAAAAUCAACUUGAAAAUGUCUCCACAGUUUUUCUGAGGCACACUCAAAUUCAUCAGCUCUUGCUGUUUUUAAAGUGUUCCUUUUUACCUCCAGAUGAAAACUAGAAAAUGCAGAUUUUAAAAGUCUUAAGUGCUACAAACUCAGCACAUUGAAUAUGAUUGUGAAAAGGAUAAUUAAGUUGUCAAACCAUGAAUAAAGCAUUUUCAUACCAAACAUUUUUAAAAUAAGCCCAACAUUUAAAAUAUAUGGAGCUCUUCUCUGCGGCUUAAUGAAGAUGACAUCGAGAUCUAACAAAUGCCAUUCCUUAACCUGUGUGUGAUUCCCCACUUUAUUCCUGUCAAAUGGAAAGGAUUAGCAGAUUUUUUUUUUAUCUGAGUAAUUUGUGGGUAUCCCAAGACCAUGUACGAAUAAAUCGCUUUCCAGUGCCGCAGCUUA